AUGGUAACUAUUCGAGCCGACGAAAUUAGUAAUAUUAUCCGUGAACGUAUUGAACAAUAUAAUAGAGAAGUCAAGAUUGUAAACACCGGCACCGUACUUCAAGUAGGCGACGGUAUUGCUCGUAUUCAUGGUCUUGAUGAAGUAAUGGCGGGUGAAUUAGUCGAAUUUGAAGAAGGUACAAUAGGUAUUGCUCUGAAUUUGGAAUCAAAUAAUGUUGGUGUUGUAUUAAUGGGUGAUGGUUUGAUGAUACAAGAAGGAAGUUCUGUAAAAGCAACAGGAAGAAUUGCUCAGAUACCAGUGAGUGCGGCUUAUUUGGGCCGUGUUAUAAACGCCCUGGCUAAACCUAUUGAUGGCAGGGGGGAAAUUUCAGCUUCUGAAUCUCGAUUAAUUGAAUCUCCCGCUCCAGGUAUUAUUUCCCGGCGCUCCGUAUACGAACCUCUUCAGACCGGGCUUAUUGCUAUCGAUGCGAUGAUCCCUAUAGGACGUGGUCAGCGAGAAUUAAUUAUUGGAGACAGACAGACCGGUAAAACAGCAGUAGCCACAGAUACGAUUCUCAAUCAACAAGGCCAAAAUGUAAUAUGUGUUUAUGUAGCUAUUGGGCAAAAAGCAUCUUCUGUAGCUCAGGUAGUAACUACUUUACAGGAAAGGGGGGCGAUGGAAUACACUAUUGUGGUAGCCGAAACGGCGGAUUCCCCUGCUACAUUACAAUACCUCGCUCCUUAUACAGGAGCUGCUUUGGCUGAAUAUUUUAUGUACCGUAAACAACACACUUUAAUCAUUUAUGAUGAUCUCUCCAAACAAGCCCAAGCUUAUCGCCAAAUGUCUCUUCUACUACGAAGACCACCGGGGCGCGAAGCUUAUCCAGGAGAUGUUUUUUAUUUGCAUUCACGCCUUUUAGAAAGAGCCGCUAAAUUAAAUUCUAGUUUAGGUGAAGGGAGUAUGACCGCCUUGCCAAUAGUUGAAACUCAAUCGGGAGAUGUUUCGGCCUAUAUCCCUACUAAUGUAAUUUCUAUUACUGAUGGACAAAUAUUUUUAUCUGCCGAUCUAUUCAAUGCUGGAAUCAGACCUGCCAUUAACGUGGGUAUCUCCGUUUCCAGAGUAGGGUCUGCGGCUCAAAUUAAAGCCAUGAAACAAGUAGCCGGUAAGUUAAAAUUGGAACUGGCGCAAUUUGCAGAAUUAGAAGCCUUUGCACAAUUUGCUUCAGAUCUUGAUAAAGCUACUCAGAAUCAAUUGGCAAGAGGUCAACGAUUACGCGAAUUGCUUAAACAAUCUCAAGCGGCCCCCCUUAAGGUAGAAGAACAGGUAAUGACUAUUUAUACCGGAACAAAUGGUUAUCUUGAUUCAUUAGAAAUUGGACAGGUAAGGAAAUUUCUUGUUGAAUUACGUACUUACUUAAAAACCAAUAAACCUCAGUUCCAAGAAAUCAUAUCUUCUACUAAGACAUUUACUGAAGAAGCAGAAGCUCUUUUAAAAGAAGCUAUUCAGGAACAAAUGGACCGGUUUCUACUUCAAGAGCAAGCAUAA
Salvia miltiorrhiza (redroot sage) is the source of this 1524-nucleotide messenger RNA. The record is from the annotation of a RefSeq genome assembly. Lineage: Eukaryota; Viridiplantae; Streptophyta; Magnoliopsida; Lamiales; Lamiaceae.